Messenger RNA from Rotaria sp. Silwood2, 486 nucleotides. The record is from the annotation of a GenBank genome assembly. Lineage: Eukaryota; Metazoa; Rotifera; Eurotatoria; Philodinida; Philodinidae.
AUGAAUGAAACAAAAUUAUGUCGAUUAUUUAGUACCUAUGGUACUAUAACAAGCUGUAAAGUAUGUAGUAAAAUUAUAUUAAUUAAAAUCAUAAUUAUUCUCUUGUUAUGUCGACAGAUUCAAACAGAUAAUAACGGUCAAUCUAGAGGAUUUGGUUUUGUUAAUUUUGAACGACCAGAAAUGGCACAACAUGCAAUGAUGAAUUUAAAUGGACAUAUAUUAGAAGAUGGCAAACAGUUGUAUGUUGGUCCUUUUCAAAAAAAAUCUGAACGUCAAAAUGAUCUGCAACGAAUGCGUGAAGAAAAUCAUCAUAUACAAUCGAAUAACCUUUCUUUGUUUGUAAGUAAUUUGGAUCCUGUGAUUGAUGAACAACUACUGGAAGUCAUAUUUACUAAAUUCGGUAAAGUAACUAAAACACAUGUGAGUAUACAUAAAAUUAUGAUUAUAAUUAUACAUGUUUUAUUUGUCAUUUAUUUAAGAUUUUGA